Molecule: messenger RNA, 1155 nt
Organism: Cucumis melo (muskmelon)
Lineage: Eukaryota; Viridiplantae; Streptophyta; Magnoliopsida; Cucurbitales; Cucurbitaceae
Product: probable carboxylesterase 18
Exons: 2
Coding region: 120-1124 (334 amino acids)
Biological process (GO): pollen tube growth
Molecular function (GO): carboxylic ester hydrolase activity
Source: RefSeq, a predicted model, not a curated record
UGCAAUGGUUGUGAGCCACAAGACUUAGGCCAAAUCCAUAAACAUAUCAAUGUGCCAUCCCUACAAUAAAUAGACCAUAUUCAAAACUUCACCUAAAGCUAAAUCCAUAUCCUUCAAUAAUGGAAAAACUUCCAUUGAAGUUUCGUAUUCUUCUCCACUUCCAUUCCUUUGCCUCUUCCAUAAGCCGCCGUUCCAACGUAACUGUUAACCGUUUCUUCAUGUCCUUCUUCGACCCCAAAUUCUCUCCUUCUUCUAAACCCCGCAACGGCGUCUCGACUUACGACGUCGUUUUCGACCCUUCUCAUAAUCUCUGGUUUCGUCUCUUUCUUCCUUCUUCUUCUUCUGCUGAUAAGAAUGUUACUGAUCUGCCCGUCGUUGUUUACUAUCACGGCGGUGGGUUUGUGUUCUUUUCGGCUAACUCGAUGGCUUACGAUGAUUUUUGUCGGAGACUCGCACGUGAGUUACGGGUGGCAGUUGUAUCCGUUAAUUAUCGACUUUCUCCGGAACAUCGUUGCCCGAUUCCUUAUGAAGAUGGAUUUGAUGCUUUGAAAUUUCUUGAUGGCAUGGAUUUGGAUGAUGGUGGUUUUCCGGUGAAAUUUGAUGUUAGUCGGUGUUUUCUCGCGGGUGAUAGUGCCGGCGGCAACUUGACUCACCAUGUCGCCGUCAGAGCCGGCGGCUAUAACUUCAAGAAGCUGAAGAUUAAAGGUAUAAUUGCUAUACAACCAUUUUUCGGGGGAGAGGAGCGAGUAGAGUCGGAGAUUAAAUUCAGUAAAUCGCCCAUGUUAAACUUGAAACAGUCAGAUUGGUACUGGAAGGCGUUUUUACCAAAAGGGUGUGACAGAAACCACCCGGCAGCGCAUGUGUUUGGUCCCGGUGCCGGAGACGACAUCUCCAAGGUGAAGUUUCCGGCGACACUUCUGAUUCUAGGAGGAAAGGAUCAAUUGGUAGAUUGGGGGAAAAGGUACUACGAGUGGCUUAAAGAUGAGUGUGGGAAAGAAGUUGAUUUGGUUGAAUAUCCAAAUGCAAUUCAUGGAUUUUAUAUAGUUCCUGAGUUGAAGGAUUCUUCAUUGCUAAUCAAAGAUAUGAAUGAUUUCAUACACAAACUUAUUGGCACUCUAAAUUGAAGGAUGAUCUAAAGUUUCUUUUGAUCUUUAA